GGCGCACGGCGGCUGCUCCGCGGCGCCCCCGGGGCGGGCGGAGGGUUCGCCCAUGGGCUCGGUCAGGGCGUAGCGAGCGGCGGCGCCCCACCCACCCCCCCGGCACCGGGCAUGCGGCGGCGGCGGCAGCCCGCGCGUGGCGGCGGCUCCGCGCCCCGAGGCUGCGGGCGGCGGCGCGGCUUGGGGCGGCUCUGAGGGCGCCCCCGGUCAUGCGGCGCUGGGUGCUGCUGGCCGCGCUGGGCUGGCUGCUGCCGGCGGGGGCCGCGGCCAGCGGCGAGUACUGCCACGGCUGGCUGGACGCGCAGGGCGGCUGGCGGGACGGCUUCCAGUGCCCCGAGCGCUUCGACGGCGGCGACGCCACCAUCUGCUGCGGCAGCUGCGCCCUCCGCUACUGCUGCGCCAGCCCCGAGGCGCGCCUCGACCAGGGCGCCUGCGACAACGACCGCCGGCUCGGCGGCGCCGGAGACCCCGCCCGCCCCGGCAAAGACGGCCCCGACGGCGCGGCAGUGCCCAUCUACGUGCCAUUCCUUAUUGUUGGAUCUGUAUUUGUCGCCUUCAUCAUCUUGGGGUCGCUGGUGGCAGCUUGCUGCUGCAGAUGCCUGCGGCCCAAGCAGGAGCCCCAGCAGAGCCGAGCCCCGGGGGGCACCCGCCUUAUGGAGACUAUCCCCAUGAUCCCAAGUGCCAGCACCUCCCGGGGUUCCUCUUCCCGCCAGUCGAGCACUGCUGCCAGCUCCAGCUCCAGUGCCAACUCGGGAGCCAGAGCACCCCCGACCAGGUCCCAGACCAACUGCUGUUUGCCAGAAGGGACCAUGAAUAAUGUCUACGUCAACAUGCCAACGAACUUCUCGGUGCUGAACUGCCAGCAGGCGACCCAGAUUGUGCCACAUCAGGGGCAGUACCUGCACCCCCAGUACGUGGGCUACGCUGUGCAGCACGACUCGAUGCCGCUGACCCCGGUGCCCCCCUUCCUUGACGGUUUGCAGAGCGGCUACAGGCAGAUCCAGUCUCCCUACCCACACACCAACAGCGAACAGAAGAUGUACCCAGCUGUGACUGUGUAGCGCUGACACCUUCCUCCUCCUCCCCACCCGACAGAUUUUAAUAUCUAAACUGAACAGAGGAGAAAUAUUUCCUCGGAAUGAAGCUCCCAGAACAUCACUUGUAAAUAAUUUUGAAAAGCUCAUGCAUGUCAGACAGUGUUUAUAAACCAUUUAUUUUCAUCGGGGUCCGUUGCCAGAAACUGUAGGAUGAUAUCUCUGAAUUAACGUUGCCAGAUACGCUCUCAUUCCAGUGCAUGAUUUACAGCAGCAAAGGAUUACGCUGAAAAUGCAUGUGCAUUUCAGAUCACUGUACUUGAGAGAUAAAUGCCGGAGCCAUUAAGUGCCCUUCAGGUAUGACAUGGUCAGAAGUAUUUGCCUAAUGUAAUUUGUAGAAAGAGUUUUGUUACACUGUACAAGACUACAGUACUUAAGAAACCUCUUUUCUCCUCUCCCAGCUCCUUAAUGAUGUUUCCCACUGCUUUACAGACAAUCACAACCGAGAGCGGAACUGUGCAAUGCUGGGUGCUGGUACCAGCCCCCUUGGUUUCUUACACACUCCCAGUUUGGGAUGGAAUGCCUUGAAAGGCUUGGUCCUGCAGAGACCAAUUUUCUUUCUCCCUGGUGUUUAUGUAGGAAUUAGAGUGUGAAUUAUUCGGCUCUUCCUUCCAGUGCACUUGGAACCCUUCUUGAUUUGGUUUUGCCUCAAUAUCAGAACCCAAUAGUGGUUUGCACAGACUUUCAUCUUUGUGAACUUUUUACUGAAAGCAGAGUAUGAGGUGCUUGCUGUUCCUGACGCUCGGCAAAGCUAUUGGUACAGCGGUGGCAUGUGAGCUGCAACUGCCUUUGCAGAGAAUGCUGUACUGUGAUUCCAAACACGCUUGAUUUAACCUCACUUCCCGUGAAACAGUAAACCCGUGUGAAUGUGCAUGAAGUUGUCAGACUGAAACCCUGCUUGCAAUUGAGUCUGACCAUAGGAAAAUGGGCUUUGUCCCUCUGCCGGCCUGCUCCGGGUCCCCAGCCUUGCUCCCUGGGAGGAUCAUACAAAGCCACCCCAACCAGGGCAGGGAGGGACUGGCAGAGCUUUGAAACACGUCCCCUUUUCUCCUUUACUUGAGGGCCGGAGGAGUAGAAAGGCGCAGGGCUGUAUAUAAGCAAGGUUAAAGGCCUGACCAAAGGAUGGAGGUGCUUGUGGCUCCCUGUGAUGCCAUAGGGUCUCAGGGAGAAGUCACAAUGCCAGUGGCGGGGGAUGACACAGCUCCAGACUGGAGCUGCUGGCUCUGUCUUGCUUUGCUGGGAAAAAUACCUCUCCAGGCUGAAGAGGCAAGAGCAUGCUGGGAAUAAUCAGACCUUGCUAACUGUAAUAUAUCACCCAGGAUGCAAGAAACUGCUUAAGGCUGGUUUUGUCUCUUAAAUAUAGUUGCGGCAUUUCCAUCCAUUUAUUCUUCAGCCAAAACACCAGGACAGAGGACUGAGGGCACAUACCAAAACUGGGCAAUUACUGUAAGCAGACCAGAGCUGAUGAAAGGUUUCUUAUUGUCUGAUACUGUAUCAGUAUGUAGCAAUAACUGCAAUACUACUAUUUUUUUGUAUGUCUGUUUUUAAAUGAUGCACAAGUGCAGAAGCCAUGCCAAAUCCAACGGUUUACUCAUAAACAUGCCACACACAGGCAGUCUGCAGUGGGCAGAAAUGGUUUGACCACUGACACAGGGAAAUGAAUAGGUAAUUUAUCCCAGAUCUGCUCUUCCUGGCUGUGAUCGCUCAUUCAGUAUGUGGGACCUGGGCAGAAAAGUUGGUUUACGAGACACAGCUUCCCCUCCAGCCAGGCUGGGUGUCUGGGCAAGGCAGCAACCAGCUGCUGGAGGUGGUGGGUGACUGCUCUGCUCUGCCUGCACAGCUCAGUGCUCGGGGAAUCUUUAAAGGCAGUAGGUGCACCAGAGCUGGGUGCUGCCCGGCUUUUGAAGGACCCAGUGUGCACUUGGGUCUUGGAGAUCGAGGUUUCUACCUGCCCACAUUGCAGCUUGGUCACGCUGACAUUCCAAAGCUGAGGUGGCAUCAGGUGAGAGGCUUGGCUGCCUUCAGCAGCUGGUGGCUUCAGCAGGAGCUGAAGGUGCUUGGCCCCAGUUGAGACCUGGCCUGUCACUGCAUGGCCAGACAACGAGCUCAUCCCUGUAUUCCUGAUCUUUCCCAGCUGUGAACCAAGUCCGCUUCCACCCCCACCCCACCAGCAUGCACUGCCUGCCUUGCACACGCCCUGGCAAGGACACCUCCUCUGACCUAUGAAAUUCAGGUGAAGUUCUUUGUAUAUUGUUUACUUUUUUUUUUUUUAAAAAAAAAGAAUAAGUUAAAUUUAAGUCUGUAGAAAUUAAUUUACAACUGAAAGCAGAAAAAACUGCAUUGUAAUGAGAGGAAGUUUGUGAGCUGUGGUGGGGUUUUUUUUAAUGUCAUGUACAAUAAUGUAAAACCAAUGUUACCAUUUGAUAUAGCUUUUACAUCUCUGAAAGGGCACUUGCUUUAAAGUGCUUCUUACCAAUGGAAAAAAAAAAGCCCCCUUUGUUUCCUAAUAAAUACUUUAUGGUGUGACUUUGCUAUUUA
Molecule: messenger RNA, 3632 nt
Organism: Cuculus canorus (common cuckoo)
Lineage: Eukaryota; Metazoa; Chordata; Aves; Cuculiformes; Cuculidae
Gene: SHISA2
Product: shisa family member 2
Exons: 2
Coding region: 210-1061 (283 amino acids)
Biological process (GO): negative regulation of Wnt signaling pathway; negative regulation of fibroblast growth factor receptor signaling pathway
Cellular component (GO): endoplasmic reticulum
Source: RefSeq, a predicted model, not a curated record